This is a messenger RNA of Rhinolophus ferrumequinum (greater horseshoe bat), 2195 nucleotides long. RefSeq names its product regulatory factor X5 (gene RFX5). The transcript has 10 exons. Gene Ontology annotation, molecular function: RNA polymerase II cis-regulatory region sequence-specific DNA binding; DNA-binding transcription factor activity, RNA polymerase II-specific. The record is from RefSeq and is a predicted model, not a curated record. The coding region runs from base 1 to 1968 and encodes 655 amino acids. Gene Ontology annotation, biological process: regulation of transcription by RNA polymerase II. Lineage: Eukaryota; Metazoa; Chordata; Mammalia; Chiroptera; Rhinolophidae.
AUGAUAGAGCAGGCCGUGCGAGUAUCUAGGCAGAUCGGGGCUGUUCCAGCCAUUCAGGAAAAAGAAAAUAAAGCAACGCACGAGCCCGCUGGGCCAGGACCGUGGGGCUGGGCUGGAGUGAAGGUGGCUACGAGCCCUCAUGCCGGGAUGGCAGAAGAUGAACCUGAUGCUAAGAGCCCAAAGACCGGGGGGAGGGCCCCCUCAGGGAGUGCUGAGGCCGGGGAGCCUACCACCCUUCUCCAGAGGCUCCGAGGUACCAUUUCUAAGGCCGUGCAGAACAAAGUAGAGGGAAUCCUGCAAGAUGUACAGAAAUUCUCAGACAAUGACAAGCUGUAUCUCUACCUUCAGCUCCCCUCAGGGCCCAGUACUGGAGACAAAAGCUCAGAGCCCAGUACACUCAGCAAUGAGGAGUACAUGUACGCCUACAGGUGGAUCCGGAACCACCUAGAAGAGCAUACUGACACCUGUCUGCCAAAGCAAAGUGUUUACGAUGCCUAUCGGAAGUACUGUGAGAGCCUUGCCUGUUGCCGCCCACUCAGCACAGCCAACUUUGGCAAAAUCAUCCGAGAGAUCUUCCCUGACAUCAAGGCCCGAAGGCUUGGUGGCCGGGGCCAGUCCAAAUAUUGCUACAGUGGCAUACGAAGAAAGACCUUGGUAUCUAUGCCACCCUUGCCUGGCCUUGACCUGAAGGGCUCUGAGAGUCCAGAAAUGGGCCCAGAAGUAACCCCAGCACCUCGGGAUGAACUGGUCGAGGCAGCCUGUGCCCUGACCUGUGACUGGGCAGAGCGAAUCCUGAAACGGUCCUUCAGCUCCAUCGUUGAGGUCGCCCGCUUCCUUCUCCAGCAGCAUCUCAUCUCUGCCCGAUCUUCACACGCCCACGUGCUCAAGGCCAUGGGGCUUGCUGAAGAGGAUGAACAUGUCCCUCGGGAACGGUCCUCUAAAUCCAAGAAUGGUGUAGAGAACCUAGAGGGUGGAGCCCACAAGAAACCAGAGAGACCAACCCAGCCUCCUCAGGAGCUGGAAGCCCGGGCUGGGGCUGGCCCCCCAGCACGUGCAGAGCGGAAGAAGAGUGUAGUAGAGAGCCCGGCCCCUGCAGCCAGUAACCCGCAGGUUAACGCCCUGGUGGCCCGGCUGCCUCUGCUCCUGCCCCGCGCCCCUCGCUCGCUUAUUCCGCCAAUCCACGUCUCUCCAUCCAUCCUGGCCCCCAAGCUUUCUCCAGGCGCUCUGAAAUUGGCCACGCUGCCUCUGCCCACGAGGGCUGGGGGACCCCAGGCAGCUGUGCCCAUCAUUAAUAUGAUCUUACCAACUGUUCCUGCUCUGCCUGGACCCGGACCUGGGCAAGCUCCACCUGCGGGGCUCACUCAGCUGCUGGGCACAGAGAACAGGGAGGUAGGCGUGGGCGGUGACCCGGGACCCCAUGACAAGGGUGUCAAGAGGACAGCUGAAGUACCUGUGAGUGAGGCCAAUGGGCAAGACCCACCCGCUAAAGCAGCAAAGCAGGAUAUAGAGGAUACAGGAAGUGAUGCCAAAAGAAAACGGGGACGCCCUCGAAAGAAAUCAGGUGGAAGUAGGGAAAGGCAUUGUACCCCUGACAAGGCAGCAGCUGCCGUGGACUCUGCCCAGGCCUCAAGGUUACCACGGGAGACAUGGGCCUCUGGGGAGUCAGACAGGCCAGGGCCAGUGGGAGAGGCUGAGAAGGGGGUGGUGUUUGCCCAAGGUCAGGAAGAUGGUGCUGUGUCCAAAGGAGGAAGGGGUCCCAGCUCCCGCCAUGCCAGAGCAGAAGAUAAAAUUCCUCUUUUCACCUCGAAAGUGAGUGUCAUCAAGGGCAGUAGAAGCCAAAAGGAGGGUCUUCACCUGGUCCGGGGAGAGGCAGACACUGCAGCACAGGGUAAUAAAGACUUAAAGGGGCACGUGCUUCAAAGUGCCUCGUCCCAGGAGCAGAAAGACCCCAAAGCGACACCCCCGUGACAGGUGUGUGGGGAAGCAUGUUUAUAUUCAGAUGUGAUCUCUACCUGACUGCCUAUCCAGGCCCUUGUCCACACUCGCUUCUCUGGCUCUUUUCCGAAGGGAAUUCACGCUCUUCUGUUGUACAGACAGCUGAGGCUUCUGUCUUAACACAGUGCCUGCUUCCUGCCUCUGACCUUUUCAGCUCGGUCCCCUUGGCUUCAGAGUCACUAAUAAAUCUAGUGACCUCC